Molecule: messenger RNA, 1851 nt
Organism: Histoplasma capsulatum G186AR
Lineage: Eukaryota; Fungi; Ascomycota; Eurotiomycetes; Onygenales; Ajellomycetaceae
Exons: 5
Coding region: 1-1851 (616 amino acids)
Source: RefSeq, a predicted model, not a curated record
AUGCUUCCGAAGACCUCACAGCAUCCCAGUCGAAGAGACUCACAAACCACCAUCUCAACCGAAAAUCUUGGUGACAGCUCAGACCACGACAGUGUGAAGCGUAUAAUCGAGGCAUACACCCCUUCAAGAGGGCACCAGGACGAAAAGCUAGCCAAAUGCUUAAAUGCAUUCCUUGACAUUCUACCCCAAGAAGGCGCCACUAGAAUCGCAAAUGACAUUUUACGGUGUGGCAACGAUCCCGACAAGUUGUUUGAAGUCUUUGAAAGUCUACGCACUGGACUUCUCAUUCCCAUGAAAUCGUCAAGCCGUGUGUCCUCCGUUGUCAGCUCUCCCCAUUUAAAGCGUGUAGAAAGUCGCGAAUCAGUGGCAGCGCAACUCCCUUCCCCGCUUGCCCGUGAAAAGCGAUUUCGUGACGAUUGUUUGAAGCGAGAUGGCCACUUAUGUCUUGUCACAAAACUUAUGGAUGGUAACCAUUGGGAGACAAUGGGAUCCCCUAACGAGCAGCCAACAGCACCAAUCGAGGUCGCACACAUCAUACCAUUUUCAUAUGCUUAUUUUCCAGCCAAGGAGGAGGAAACUAAUACGUACCGCAUCAAAACAUACCCCCGCUUUGAUCCAAUAAUGCGGCAAAAUCUUCCAAAAGAUCGAAUCGUGAGAUUCGGCACCAAUGACGAUAGCUCCCAGGGUGACCUCCAGCCCCCCGAAGCUGAACUUCUUCGGGCCCACUUUGCUGUCGCAGAGAUACUUCAUGCUUCAGGAAUGGGAGCUGAUAUUGAGAAAGUGAUGGAUGAUAUCGAAUACAUUGGAUGCCUUGUGGAAGAUGGGUCCACCGAUGUUGCUAUCAAGAUCUUAUAUUUAAGAAUAAUUGGUGUGCGGCGAGCGGCUCCUCGGUGGCUUGGCACAGCACUGGCACGGCCCGAGGUCAGCCAAUUGUCCGAGCAUUUUGGUCUGGCGAGAUCCACCAAAAUCUUCAUCGAGAUCUUAAGAUUCAUCCCUGGUGAAAAGCUCUCAGCGGAGAGUCUCUCCGCAAUUAUUCAAAGGCUUAAUCGAGCAAUAGUCAACAGUGAUAUUAUCUGGGAACUUGGGUCAACCGUUGUACUCGGUAUCAGCCCAGAGAGUGUCAUGAAAGCUGGGUGCGGUAUCGACAUCGACCACAUCCCGACAAUGAACCACAUCAAGCAGCGACUUCCCCAACUUCGGUCUCCAGAUAUACACGGAAUCCUUCAAUCUGGGCGCUGGGGUUUUGUGUUCAUGACCAGAAUUGAAGGCGAGCCGCUUGACCGACUUUGGAAAACACUUAGCCCGGCCCAGAAGGAAUCUAUCAAGGAACAACUAGGAUCUAUGUUUUCCAGCAUUAGAUCACUUCCUCCACCUCCUUCAGAUGAACCCCACGCCAUUCUCGGUGGUGGUAUCCCGAGAAGAUGCAAGGAUGCAAGGAGGGAUAUACGGGUUGCAGAGCAUCCCAUUAAAAAUGUGGCCGAGUUCAAUCAGUUUCUGACUUCUGAUCCAAAGCGUACGGAAACGGGAUGGUUGAGGAUGAUUCGUUCGUUUCUUAUCUCCGACUAUAAGUUGGUUAUGACGCACGGCGACCUUCAUCCUCGCAAUGUCAUGGAGCUCAAGCCCAAUGUAUCUCCAUCAGAUGUUCCUGCAGAUUGGGUUGAGGUGACAGGCUUACUUGAUUGGGAAAUGUGCGGCUACUAUUCAGAGUAUUGGGAAUAUGUGAAAGCCCUACAUACAAUUUGCCUGGGAGGUGGCUUUGAUGGCUGGUGGGUCUACCUACCAGUUUCAAUUGGUGUGUGGCCCAAGGAGUAUGCUGUCGACCAAUUGAUAAGCCGCCGUUGGAGGGGCUAG